AUGGACCGGCCGCCCACCGAGACGGCGCCGCCCGUGACGGAGCCGCCGGUGGCGGCGCCGCGGCGGAGCGAGUGGUUGGAGUGCCUCAUCCAACACGAGCUGCGCGCCGGGCCGGAGAAGAAGCACGCGGAGGUUUGGGUCCUGCGGCGGCCGCACAUCAACUUCUUCCGGCGUUUGUUGACCCUGCGGGGCCCUGGAGAGCUGGAGGGCAGUUUGGAGGGUCAGAAGCCAGCUAUGCCAAUGAUCUUUGCUCGCUUCUUGAGCCCGACUGAGCUGCCAGGGCACUUCAAGAGAUUGAAGAAACAAAGCCGCCUGUUCGAGAUGCGCAUGAAGCUGAAGCAGCUCCUAGAUGCAUGGAGGGUGCCUUGCCUGAAACCCUCGGAAGAUGGGACGCUGGUGCUGUUGGAGGCGGAUCUGCAGCGGUGGCCCAAAUUCUUCAGCAGCUUGCUGUUUGCAGAGGAACUCCAGAUGAGCUUCGACAUUGCUGUCUAUGACAUGUAUGUUAAGGAGCCUUUGCCGCGAACCUUUGCCGUAGGUGUUGCCCAACUGUUCACCUUAGAGGUUCCGGGAGUGGCGGAGAAGCGUCCCUCGGUUCUGCGGGGAGAUGCGGUGCUGGUCAUCAGUGGAAGAGGGCGCUUCAAGGCGUACGUGCAUCGCGUGCAGCAGGACAGGGUGGACCUGUCGUUCCACAAGUCCUUUGACAACACGCCACCCUUUCAGGUCAAAUUCUUUUUCACCCGAACGCCUCUGAAGCUGAUGCAUCGUGCCUUGGAAGACACCAAGAAUCGAAUGAACGACAUUUACAGUCGCGACACCGAUGGGCAGCGGGUCAUGCAGAUCUCCUUGUCCGUGUCAGAGCAGAAGUUGAGCAAGCACCUUGCAGAUUCAAGUUCAGAUGCUCGGGAUGAUCGGCUGCGAAAGCAUGGAGAGCACACACUCUAUCACCAGACAGAUGCUGAAUCAGCUCAGAGGAUUCUGGACACGGGGCGAAUGUUCAGAGGCUUUGCUGGCGCUUUAGGUGGUGGCAUCUAUUUUGCUGCAACACCCGAUGACACCAAGAGGAAAGCACGGCGUCAGGGUGCUAUCUUGGAGUGUUCCGUCAGGCUUGGUCGAAUCAAGGAGGUAACUGCUUGUGACACUACAUUAACUUUUACCAAGCUGCAGCGUGAGCGCUUUGAUUCUGUGCUGUAUCAGGGCUUCUCUUCUGGUCCAGAAUACGUUGUGUACAACUUCGACCAGGUGAGGCCCUUGGGCAUACAUGGAAAGCCUCGCAAGCUUGCUCCCAAGCCCAUUUUGCUUUGGGGUCCUCCCGGCACUGGCAAGACCACCACGCUCCAAGCCUGCGCAUUGAGGACUUUCUGCUUUGUCAUGCCUUUGGUCAUUUUUAUGUUAGUUGCAGCCAUCCACCGGGUCCUACAGAUCCCAGGGGCCAAGGUGCUUGCUGCUGCCCCCUCGAAUGCUGCAGCGGACCUGAUCUGCGAAAAACUCAGCGGGAAGGGCUGUCGCAACAUGCUCCGCCUGAAUGGCAUGCUUCGCAGUGAGGGGGAGGUGCCAAGUUCGGUGAAGCCCUUCACGAAAAAGGGCCAGAGUGGUUUUGACACCUUCAGCAUUCCUAGCUUGGAGGAGCUGCAGUCGUUCGACCUGAUUGUUUCCACCUGCACAUCAGCCGGCUAUUUGGCCAGCCAAUGCACCUUGCCCGGUUGGUUUACGCACGUCUUUGUAGAUGAAGCUGCGCAAGCCUUGGAGCCGGAAGUCCUAAUUCCAAUCAGCACGGCGGAGCCGGGGGCUCUCAUCGUUCUGGCGGGUGACUUCAAACAGUUGGGUCCCGUCAUUCGAUCGCCAGAGGCUGCUGCGCUGGGCUUGGACACGUCGCUGCUGGAACGCAUGGUUCGCCACAUCGGCAUCGACCAUCCCAGAGUGCACACGCUGUUGCGGUCCUACCGAGCGCAUCCGAGCAUCCUGGAGAUCUACAACCGUAUCACGUAUGGUGGGAUGCUGAAGUGUGCAUGCCCUCGCAGCAGCUUUGACAUGAGUCGGAGUAGUUUAUGCUCUGUGGACCGUUAUGGCAAGCGGCACCCAGUGGUUUUCCAUCAUAUUUGUGGAUCUGAAGCACGGGAAGCAACCUCGCCAUCAUGGUCAAACCCAGACGAAGUUGAAGUGCUGCGGUUGUACGUGCAGGAUUUGCGCGAGAUUGGUGUCAGUGCGAAGGAUGUGGGAAUCAUCACACCAUACCAGCUGCAGUGCAAACGAUUGCGACUAAUGUGCAGAACAGAACAGUUUCCAGCUCAGGUGGGAACCACGGAGCAGUUUCAGGGUUGUGAGAAGCGUAUCAUUUUGCUCUCGACGGUGCGUUCUCGCCAAGAGAACGAAGUGCCACAGGACUUGAAGUUUGCCUUGGGGUUUGUUGGUCAUGAGAAGCGCUCCAACGUUGCUCUCAGUCGUGCACGGUCUAUGCUGGUGCUUGUGGGAAACUUGCGGUUGCUUUCAGCAGAUUCUCAUUGGCACCAACUCAUACGGCUGGCCUCGCAUAAGGGUUACUGCACAGGUGAGCCAUUCGAACUGCAGACGCCUUGGACCAUCGAUGGUGCACGGUUCCAAGUAGGUGAGUCAGGCGCUGAACAGGAGCUGGCGCACAGCUCCUCGUCGCAGCUCAAGUGCCGAGAGCGUUCCAUCGAUGCGGAGAUGAACUGCGUGGAUUGCGUGCGCCUGUUGCACGGCGGCUUCUAUGGCCACAUGGGCGUGGCGGUGCCGGCGCAUCCCAAGCAGGAGAAGGUCAUGGGGUGCCUCCAGCUCUCCAAGGUGCUGAACGUGGAAGCCAACCCCGCGGACGAUCAGACCAACGGCGCCUGGGAUUCGGCGCCCACGAGCCAGCGGACGGGCGGAGCCCCUGACGACCGGGUCGACCCUUCCGUGAGCUCGGCGGGCUACGACCACCACGCGAUCUUCGUGGCGUGGGACGUGGAGCCCGAGGCCUACCUCAUCCACCACCCCAUUGGGCGCCGUGCCAACCCGCUCCGAGGGAAGAUCCGCCACGAGGUGCGGAACGUCUUCGAGUACACCUUGGUGCGACGACCGGCGGAUCCCGAGGCCGUGCUGCAACGGGCACUGUCCCGGGUGGGUGAGGAUGGCUACAACUUGGUCUGGAACAACUGCGAGCACUUCGCCGAGUGGUGCGUCACCGGGCGACACCGGUCGCACCAGGUGCUGGGCGCUCUGCUGGGCCCGGUGCCGGGCGCCGUGGUGGGGGGCGCCAUCGGCCUGACGCUGGUGCCGGCGGUGACCGUGUGGGGUUCGCCGACGCUGGGGAAGUGGGCAGUGGCGCUGGGGCUCAUGUCCGCGCCGGUGAAGUGGCACUUCGUCGUCUCCGGCAUCGCGGUGGCCGCUCCCAUUGGACUGGUCCUGGGGCUCAUGAGCUCGCGCCUGCUCGCCCGCCUGCGGGCGAACCUGCGCACGGCCCCAGACCCCGCGGCCGCGGCGUAG
This is a messenger RNA of Durusdinium trenchii, 3480 nucleotides long. The record is from the annotation of a GenBank genome assembly. Lineage: Eukaryota; Dinophyceae; Suessiales; Symbiodiniaceae.